Paramecium tetraurelia is the source of this 255-nucleotide messenger RNA. RefSeq lists its product as uncharacterized. The record is from RefSeq and is a predicted model, not a curated record. NCBI's taxonomy places the organism in Eukaryota, Ciliophora, Oligohymenophorea, Peniculida, Parameciidae. The transcript has 2 exons.
AUGGAAUCUAUCAAUUUAACUUAAAUAUGCAAUGUUCUAAUAAUUGGAAAGUUACUCAUUACUAUAGUCUCUUAAAAAAUGAUUCCCUAUUUCGGACUUGAAAAAUAAAAAUUAAAAAAAGGUAAAUUAUAUUCAGAAAUUAAAUAAAGAUAUUCUCCUUUUUAUUUUACUGUACAAUACAGCAAAAAUGAGUUUAUUUCAGUAAUAGCAACAGCUUAGUUUGGUUUAACACAUUUCAUUAAUCCAGUCAAAUGA